Rotaria sp. Silwood2 is the source of this 2709-nucleotide messenger RNA. Lineage: Eukaryota; Metazoa; Rotifera; Eurotatoria; Philodinida; Philodinidae. The record is from the annotation of a GenBank genome assembly.
AUGGAUCAUAUCACCAGCUUGGCUGAUCUAUCUGAUGAACAAAUUAGUCAAAUAAAUGAUCAGAAUGUUAACUUAAAAAAGACUUUCUACAGAGGACAGCUAAUAAGUGCAUGCGAAUUAGAACGUCUCCGAUCCAAUCGUGGCGGUCUUAUCUCUAUGAAUACAUUUAUGUCAACAACAGAAAGAAUGGAAGUAGCUUUAAUUUAUGCCGGUGAUGGGUCUCGGAGGCCGACGCUAGAAUCUUGCUUAUUUGAAAUCGAAAUUGAUCCAUUAAUAAAUUUAAAGAAUCUUGUAUUCGCCAAUAUCGCGUAUUGUUCACAAUUUCCAGAAGAAAAGGAAUUCUUGUUUUCACUUGGGACAUCAUUUCGUAUAGAAUCAGUACAAGAGCAGAACAAAGUUUGGCACGUAAAAUUAACAGCGGAUACAAUAAAAAAUACACUUGCAAAAGACGUCUGUGAUCAUAUUUUUGAUUGUAUAGCCCAAGGAAGUGCUCCAUUACUAGCACUAUCUAAUGUAGUACGCGUUAUUGGUCCUUCCAAAGAAGCUUUACGUUAUUUAAAACUAGCAGAACGUGAAUAUGUAAUGGAUAGUGUGGAACUCUACACUAUCUAUCAUCAUCUAGUGGAGAUAUAUAUUGAGAACGGAGAUCACGAAAAUGCGAUUAAAUAUUUACACAAGCAGAGAAUUGAAUUAGAAAAAACUGCACCACUAAAUUAUGCAGCUUCUGGGUUAUUGUACUUAAACGAAGGAAUAUUAUUUAAGAAGUAUGGUUUAUUCAGCCAAGCGGAGUUUAGUUUCCAUCAAGCAUUAAAAACAAUUGCUUUAUCCGAAGACGCUAAUGAGAUCUUUUUAGAUAUGGUAUACGAACAAUUUGGUUACAUUUAUUUACUAAUGGAUGACACAGACAGCGCACUAUUUUAUUUUAAGAAACCACUUGACAAGCAUUUGAGAACAUCAGUACUCGACCCUUUAUACGCUGCUAAAUGGUAUAUUCACAUUGGUCAUGUCUUUUUGGCACUCAAAGAUUACUCUUCAACCUUGGAAUACUUUUUAAUGGCUGAUGAAAUCAAUCAACAAGCUUUACCACCGGAUUAUCAUAUUAACAUAUAUAUGUCUUAUAUAAUCGGCCAUAUGUACGUUCAAAACGAUGAUCAUGAGAUGGCGUUGAAAUAUUAUACUAGAUAUAAUAACAUGCAGCAUCAUGAUUCUUCUUCUGUUAAAGAUUUGUCAUUAGCCAUGCUAAACACCUCUGUGGCUAUUCAGCGAUGUCAGCAAUCCGAAUGGGCAAUCUCUAUGGAACAUUUGGAAAAAGCAGUCGCAGUACAAAAGGUGUUAGCACCAUUCUGUACUUCCACAGCAAUAACUUACAAAUUAAUGGGAGACGUUUAUCGAAACUUCAAAAAUGAUCAUGCUACAGCUUUACUUUAUCAUAGAAAAAGCCUAGAUAUUCUUAAUAAACUAGACUAUAGAGUUGUCAAUCCAAUGUUAUCCAGUCCUAUUCGACAGAACGUUGUUCAAGAUUAUUGGGAGUUAAAAGAAUACAAAAAGGUAAUUGAAAUGUUUCGCAAAAAUGAUGAUCACUUUUUAGCUAGCCUGAAAACACUUCUUGAAACCGCAACAACUUCUGACAAUCAGCUGCUGUUUGAUAUUAUGUUCCAUUCAUAUUCGGACAAUAUUUACGUGUCAGAAAAUAAUGAAUUAAGAACAACCAAUCAGGUAGAAGAAAUACUCAAUGCAUCUUUACCAAUUGAUAAUAAAACGCUUUAUAACUUGUAUAUUAAUCUCGGUAAUACGUACAUCGAUGAAAAAAAUUAUGAAAGUGCAUUAACUAGUUUCAGCAAAGCGUUAGAAGUACAACGAAAGGCUUUGCCAUUUGAUCAUCCAUCAUUUAUUCGUACCUACGAUGGAAUCGCUUCAGCAGCAUCUAAAUUAAAAGAUUAUAAGAAAAUGUUAUAUAAUCUUGAGAAAAUUUUACAUAUUUAUCAAAAUGCGUACCCAUUGAACCAUCGCCAAAUUUUUUUAACAUAUCACAAGAUAUUUGCGGCUUACGUUAAACUACUUGAGGCACCAGCCAGUCUGAUUUAUGCUGAAAAGCUUCUUGAUUUAUCAUUAAAGUAUGAUUAUCCAGAGACAAAAUGUAUUCAAAAAUUAGUGCAUAUACUUAGAGCUGAUAGUGAGACAAUUGUCAAUGAAUUAGCGAUGCCGGUGUAUCCUUUAUAUAAUGAACAAGAAUUUGAAUGCUACAGCUCUGAAGACUUGGCUAUGCUUUGUAAUAGUCAACUUUGGCAUGAGUAUAAAACGAAGUCUUGGGGAAUAGACAAUGACGACGUAUGUUAUGUUUUUCAAGCUGACAAUGACCCUUUCUGGUGGAUUAAAGUAACAGGUAUUAUACCAAAUGCUACUAUUACUGAUCUACAUGAUUUAUUAGGCCUUCAUUUUGUUGAAAGACGCAGUGAAUGGCAGCAGUUGUCUAUUACUAGUAAAGUUUUACACCGCUUCAAUUUCAAUGCUGAAAUAUGUUACUUUCAAAACCGUUCUGCAGCAGUAUCAAAGCCGUCACAUGAUAGUUGCGUUUUAAAAUAUCGCCCAAAAUGGGUAGACGAUAAUGAUUUAUUUGUUAGUUACAGAACCAUUGAUAUCCCAAAACUUACAUCAUUUGGAGGGGCUAGGGUGUAUGCCCCCGAUAGCAUUCAACAAACUGUAUUGUAA